Messenger RNA from Phaethon lepturus (White-tailed tropicbird), 759 nucleotides. Its product is annotated as deuterosome protein 1-like. The record is from RefSeq and is a predicted model, not a curated record. The transcript is spliced from 4 exons. The annotation marks the transcript as partial. Gene Ontology annotation, cellular component: centriole; deuterosome. Lineage: Eukaryota; Metazoa; Chordata; Aves; Phaethontiformes; Phaethontidae. Gene Ontology annotation, biological process: de novo centriole assembly involved in multi-ciliated epithelial cell differentiation; centriole replication.
UUGUUGGAUUUCCAAUACAAAGUUAUCAAAUCUGAAAACACACAUCUAAAAGAGAUUUUGGAAAACCAGGAGUGUAAAAGUUGCAUGAGUAUAGAUUUAUCUAACAAAGAACAUGGAAAUUUCACCGCUUCCAUUCACAAACUGGAAAAUGAGAAUGUAAGAUUACAAAAUAGGUUUGUUAAACUAGAAAGUGACACAGAAACGUCAGUAUUGGGUCACAUGGAUACAUACGGAGAAACAGAGCACAGCUACCAAACCCAUCCAAAGACACAAGAAAUGGAAGAGAGAACUUUCCAAAAGAAAGAUGCAUGGGAAAUGGAACAUCAACAGACUGCUAUGUUCACAGCCAGUGGAUACCACAGAAACUGUAGUCCUGCUUUAUAUGGCCAAGGCAAUAUCACUGGUUCAAAAAGUGACAGCACUUUAUCUUCUCAUACACUUCACAGAGGCCAUGAAGAGAAAAUAGAUUAUAAAUCUCCAUCACCACCAACGGGGUAUCCGUUGGGCUUUGGUGGGCCGUUUCCUGAAAAGGGCGGAACAGCCAGCUUACUGAGCCCUGCUUACAGUGCAGAAGAAAUCAAAUUAUCAUCUCCCCCUGAGAUGUCCUUCCUUGCAACAGCAGAAAAGUUCCUUCAAGAGGAAGAGAAACACACAAGAGAGUUUGAAGAACGUUUAAAUUCGCACCUUGAAGAACUGCAAAGACAUUCGGAAAAUACCCUAAAAAAAUAUGCCAGGAUACAGCAAAGCAGGCAUACUUAA